AUGAGGGGCUUGGCAGUCAGUCUCGUGUCUCUGCUGCUGGCAGCACCGAGCAACGCCUUGGAGAUUGAUCUCAGCAGUAAAGCAUCCAUCAAAGAUACCGCCAGCACCAUCGCAUACGGUCUCGUCAAAUACUACAAUGGAAAUCUCACGGGCGGCAUCCCCGGUCUAUUACCGGGUCCAUACUACUGGUGGGAGGCGGGCGGCAUGUUUGGCCAUCUCAUCGACUACUGGUACUACACGGGCGACACGACAUACAACGAAAUCGUCAUGCAGGGCAUGAUGCACCAGAUCAACGCGCCCACCGGCGACUUCCUCCCGCGCAACCAAUCCAACGCCAUGGGCAACGACGACCAGGGCUUCUGGGCCAUGACCACCAUGAUGGCCGCCGAGGCCGCCUUCCCGAACCCGCCGUCCGACACCCCGCAGUGGCUCGCCGGCGGGCAGGCCGUCUUCAACGAGUACGUGGUGCGCUGGAACGAGGAGAACGGGCUGUGCGGCGGCGGCCUGCGCUGGCAGGUCUAUAGCUUCCUGAAGGGCUACGACUACAAGAACAGCAUCGCCAACGGCUGCUUCUUCAACGUCGCCGCCCGCCUCGCCCGCUUCACCCGCAACGACACGUACGCCGAGUGGGCAGCCAAGAUCUACGCCUGGGAGGCCGGCAUCGGCCUCAUCGGCACCAACUACGAGGUCUACGACGGCUACAACGUCAUUGACGCCACGCAGACCUGCGACCGCCUGCACGACGUCCAGUUCAGCUACAACGCCGGCAUCUGGCUUGCCGGCGCCGCCGCCAUGUACGACUACACCAAGCAGGAUAUCUGGAAGACGCACGUCGACGGGCUCCUCAAUUUCACCACCCGCAUGUUCGUCUCCCACAACGGCAGCCACCUCUGGGAGCCCCCGUGCGAGACCCAGCCCCGCGGCUGCGACCAGAACCAGGUCAGCUUCAAGGGCUACCUGCUGCGCUGUCUGGCCUACACGUCCAAGAUGGCGCCCUGGACCGCCGACGGCAUCCGCGCGCUGAUCCAGCAGGCCGCCAGGGACGCCGCCGCCGCCUGCACCGGGCCAGUCGGCGGCACCGGGCCAGUCGGCGGCACGUUUCAGGGCAUCGACGGCACCGCCUGCGGCUUCUCCUGGCUCGAGCCCAAGUACGACGGGCUGGCCGGCGUCGGGCCCCAGAUGAAUGCCCUCGCCGCCGUCUUUUAUAACUUGCUCGAAGACGCCAAGCCCCCCGCGACGGGCGAGGAUCGCGGCACCUCAAAGGGCAAUCCAAACGCCGGAAGUACCGCCGCCCAGCCGCUGCCGCAGCCGAGAGCCAUUGUCACGUCAGAUAGGGCCGGCGCAGCGAUUCUAACUAUGUUGUGCACUGUAGGGAUCGUAGGGGGCAGCUUUUUCCUCAUGAGCGAUCUUUAUGAUUGA
This is a messenger RNA of Cordyceps militaris CM01, 1419 nucleotides long. RefSeq names its product cell wall glycosyl hydrolase Dfg5, putative. Gene Ontology annotation, biological process: fungal-type cell wall biogenesis; carbohydrate catabolic process. The transcript has 3 exons. Gene Ontology annotation, molecular function: mannan endo-1,6-alpha-mannosidase activity. Bases 1 to 1419 code for a protein of 472 amino acids. The record is from RefSeq and is a predicted model, not a curated record. Lineage: Eukaryota; Fungi; Ascomycota; Sordariomycetes; Hypocreales; Cordycipitaceae.